GUCAAAAAAAAAAAAACAUUUUGCUUUAGCUUUUAGGUACUAUAUAUUUUUUAAUUUUUUGCAUCAUGAAUGAAACGAAAUCUACUUCAAAUUUGCAGGAAUUUUAUUAAUGAACCGCUGUUGAUGCGGUCAGACAAGUAAAAUUAACAUUUAAAAAAAUAUCUGAGGUUGUAAACAAAGUGUAACAAAAUGCCGUCAGAAUCUAAGAUUCCUGCCCAAAUGGAGAAACCAAAUCAUUAUUCAUAUUUAAAAGAGUUUCGUGUUGAGCAGUGUCCAUUGUUUUUACAACAUAAAUGUACACAACAUAGACCUUAUACUUGUUUUAAUUGGCAUUUUAUGAAUCAGCGCCGUCGUAGACCAGUUAGAAAAAGAGAUGGCACUUAUAACUAUAGUGCAGAUGAUUAUUGUUCACAUUAUGAUGAGACAACUGGAGUUUGUACUAAAGGAGACGAGUGCACAUUUUUACAUCGAACAGCUGGUGAUACAGAAAGACGUUACCAUUUGAGAUAUUAUAAGACAUGUAUGUGUGUUCAUGAUACUGACAGUAGGGGAUUUUGCACAAAAAAUGGGCCGCAUUGUGCUUUUGCACAUGGGAAUCAUGAUUUAAGACCACCUGUAUAUGAUAUUACUGAUCAAAAGGCAUCUGAAAAUGAUGAUGAUAAUAAUGUAGAUUUAGAUGGACCAAAUGUAUUAGAUAAAGAAAAAAAUUUAAUGAAUGAAGAUCCUAAAUGGCAGGACACUAAUUUUGUUCUAUCAAAUUAUAAAACUGACCAAUGUCAACGUCCUCCUAGACUUUGUCGUCAAGGAUAUGCGUGUCCUCAAUAUCAUAAUAGUAGAGAUAAAAGAAGAAAUCCAAGAAAAUACAAGUACAGAUCUACUCCAUGUCCUAGCGUAAAACAUGGAGAUGAAUGGGGUGAACCAAGUAAUUGUGAAAGUGGUGAUUCCUGUGCGUAUUGCCAUACUAGAACUGAACAACAAUUUCAUCCAGAAAUAUAUAAAUCUACAAAAUGUAAUGAUGUACAGCAAGCUGGUUAUUGUCCUCGUGGAGUAUUUUGUGCUUUUGCGCACGUGGAUCAGGAAAUGAUUAUUGCUCGUGAAUCAGCUGCUGGAUUAGAUUCUUCAACAGAUUUAGCUGAUAUAUUAUCUAAUGCUGUGCCUUCAUUAGGGACCGAAUGUUUAAGAUCUCCGGUAAAAAAAAUAGAUAAUGACAAAAAUAGUUCAUCGAAUGGAAGUGGAGAUUUAUCAGAAUGCGCUUCAAGUAUUGGUUCUCCUAAUAAAGCUCCUGGUGCUCAUUUGUCUAGAUCUGAAUUUAAUGUACAACAAUUUCAAAUAGCUCAUGAAGAUACCAUACAAGCUCUUUUAAAUUCAUUUGAUUCUCAAUCAUUGUUACCUAAUGUUGAACCACAAAGAAGACAUAGUUCUAUAUUUGGACCUGUUGUAUCUAAUGGUAAUAGUAAUUCAUCAUAUAUGAAUCAUUUUUCUUCUUAUCAGUCUACUAAUACUAUGAAUGGUAAUUUAGAUGAUUUAGUUGUGGAAGAUAAUUUAAAUUUUUCCGUUGAUCGAGAAAAUGAAUCUCCAAUAUUAAAUAAUCCUUUAUCAUCAAGUUUACAAGCCUCUGAUAUUUUAGGAAGCUCAGCUCCAGUUAAUAUUCCUCUUACACGCCAUAAUAGUAUUGGUCAUUUUUCUCCAACAAUAGCUUCUCCAUUAAAACAUAUGCAAAAUAAUAUCAUACAAAAAUCUAGGUAUAACCAACAAGAUGGUUUAGGUCAUUUGAAUAUUGUUACUGGCAACAAUUAUGGCUCAACUGGUUUGUUUGGUAUUGGCUCUCCUGGAGCUGCAAACACAUUUCCAAUUAGUCCUUCAAAUUCAAAUGAAGUUCAAAGAUUACAAGAAGAAUUAUUAAAUUGUAGAUCAAAAUUAGUGUCUUGGGAAUCUGAACGAAUGUCACAAGUUAGAUGCACUUAUGAAGCAUGGCAAAGAGAGACUGAAGAUUCAAAUAAUAAAUUAAAAAUUGCAGAACAACAAAGAGAUGAAGCUAUUAAUCAAGCAAAAUCGUUACAAAAAGAAGUAGAUUUAUUACAAGGUUCACCGUAUCUUCAUGGAUUACGUAGGGUCUCAGAAAUUAGGAAUUUAUCAUUAUCUGUAUUAAAGUCAUUACAGAGUCAAAUGAGAAAUGAUUUAGAAGAAAUCGAAAAGGUUUUAUACUUACAAACUGCUACCAAAUGCAUGUUAUGCGAGGAGCGUAAUAGGAGUGUCACAUUGGGACCUUGUAAUCACUUUGUGUUGUGUAAUCAGUGUGUGGAUACGAUAAAAGAUUGUCCAUAUUGCUCGACCCCUAUCUUAUCUCAUACUAAUACAUCAACAACUCAGGCAUAG
Melanaphis sacchari is the source of this 2376-nucleotide messenger RNA. RefSeq names its product RING finger protein unkempt (gene unk). The coding region runs from base 190 to 2376 and encodes 728 amino acids. NCBI's taxonomy places the organism in Eukaryota, Metazoa, Arthropoda, Insecta, Hemiptera, Aphididae. The transcript is spliced from 14 exons. Gene Ontology annotation, molecular function: metal ion binding. The record is from RefSeq and is a predicted model, not a curated record.